This is a messenger RNA of Oncorhynchus gorbuscha (pink salmon), 3618 nucleotides long. RefSeq names its product DDB1- and CUL4-associated factor 6-like. Gene Ontology annotation, molecular function: protein binding. The record is from RefSeq and is a predicted model, not a curated record. Gene Ontology annotation, cellular component: cytoplasm; Cul4-RING E3 ubiquitin ligase complex. Gene Ontology annotation, biological process: positive regulation of transcription by RNA polymerase II. The transcript is spliced from 22 exons. Lineage: Eukaryota; Metazoa; Chordata; Actinopteri; Salmoniformes; Salmonidae. The coding region runs from base 327 to 3308 and encodes 993 amino acids.
UUGACGGUCUCGAUUAAUAUUAUCGAGCAUAGAAAUAGAACGCAUAGAACGCCCCGCACACCAUCGUUGUUUCAACCAGGGAGUUCGAGACAACAAGAGAGAGAAGUAAGAGCCACCCAAAUAACAUCAGAGGAAUAAAGCGACCGAAGACAGGCUGCGAUAAACAUAGCUGUAUAUAGCUUAGCACGCAUGCUAACGUUGGCUUCUAGUUAGCUAGCUACGUCGCAACGGCCACGCAGAGAACAACAUCAGAAGGCGAUAGUUAGAAGACAGUGUUUACAACUGUAUUUCAAUGGUAUUUUUACAUAAAAGCAGGUUCGAGCAUUAUGUCCUGCUCUGGUAACCUGGUUUGGGAUGUUAACAAGCGUUCCAUUGGAUAUAAUGACCCGAAUGCUGUCAGGAUCAACUACUUAGGGAGAAGAGAAUUUGUCCAGCGGCUGAAACUCGAAGCGACACUCAAUGUGCACGAUGGCUGUGUCAAUACUAUAUCCUGGAACGAUACCGGGGAGUACAUCUUGUCAGGGUCGGACGAUACCAACCUGGUCAUCACAAACCCAUACAACAGAAAGGUCAAGGCAACCAUACGGUCGGGUCACCGGGCGAACAUCUUCAGUGCGAAGUUCAUGCCUCAGACCAGUGACCAGCAGAUCAUCUCGUGCUCUGGGGAUGGUAUCAUCUACUACACCCACACAGAGAAGAGCCCCGACAUCAAUCGGCAGUGCCAGUUCACCUGCCACUACGGAACAGCCUACGAGAUUAUGACGGUACCCAACGACCCCUAUACGUUCCUGUCGUGUGGGGAGGACGGCACCGUGCGCUGGUUUGACCUGCGCACUAAGACCAGCUGUACUAAAGAGGACUGCAAAGAUGACAUCCUGAUCAACUGUCGGCGGGCGGCGACAUCUAUCUCCAUCAGUCCGCUGGUGCCCUAUUACCUGGCGGUGGGCUGCUCUGACAGCUCCGUACGCAUCUAUGACAGACGCAUGCUGGGCACCAGGGCUACGGGGAACUACAUGGGCCGUGGAACGACGGGCAUGUGUGUGCGCUUCGUUCCGGCCCACCUGUCCAACAAGUCGUGUCGCGUGACUUCACUCUGCUACAGCGGGGACGGACAGGAGGUGUUGGUCAGCUACUCUUCAGACUACGUCUACCUGUUUGACCCCAAUAAUGACCAGGCCCGAGAACUGAAGGGUCCGUCCGAGGAGAGGAGGGAGGAGCUGCGGCAACCCCCAGUGAAGCGUCUCCGUUUACGAGGUGACUGGUCUGACACCGGUCCACGAGCUCGUCCUGAGAGCGAGAGAGAGCGGGACGGAGAGCAGAGUCCCAACGUGUCGCUGAUGCAGAGAAUGUCGGACAUGUUGUCCCGCUGGUUUGAGGAGGCCAGCGAGGCCCAGGGCAGCCGGGGGACCACACGCCCUCAGACACGCCCUCAGACACGCCCUACAGGCACUCUUCCUCGGAUAGAGGGGGCCCCCACCAUCCCAACACUCCCUACCAUACCCCCUCCACAAGCUGCCAGAGCCCAAGAGGGCUCUGUGGAAAUGGAGGCCACCGCCGUCAACCCUGUACCUGUUCCCAUCUCCAAGUCCGCCUCCUCCUCAGGGUCAUCGUCAACGGUUACAGCACAUCCUCCAUCAACCUCAUCCAUGGAAAGCUCGGUGAUUCCCUCAUGCGCCCUCACCUCUUCCCCAGAUUCAGAGCAGAGGAGUCAGGCAGACACGGCUGUGACCUCCACGCCAACACCCACACCCACCGCAGAGGCCACACUGUCUGAGUACGGCCCUCAUCGGCUGCCAGUAAGUUUAGUGUGUAGGCGCUUGCAGCGGCUGCUCCUGUUGGCCGACCCCCCAGGACAGAGUCAAGCCUCUUCCUCCACCGCAGGCACUGAGAGCCAAUCACAGGGGGCUGUUGCUGCUGCCACCAAGAUGGCCCCCCCUACAGAUUCUCCCUCGUCUGUGGUUAACAAACAGCUGGGAUCCAUGACUCUGGAUGAGCAGCAGGGAGCAUCAGAAGCUGUGAGUGCUGGAGCGAGUUCGGUCAAAGUGAAAACUCUGUCUGCGUCUGCCAGUGUAACUGGCACCUCGUCUGUGUCCGGGGCACCCAGCAGCAGUACUGGACCUGGAGGUAGCCGAGCCAGCACGGCAGAACCCGUCCUGAGUCUACACUACAGCACUGAGGGAACCACCACCAGCACCAUCAAACUGGACUUCACCGACGAGUGGAGCCGCAGAGCUCCUAGUUCCAGGAGCAGCGGAGCAUCCAGUUCCAGGGGCAGCGGAGUCUCCAGUGGAGAGUCCAAACCGUCAGAGGCAGCAGGGGCCGCCCAGACCAGGGAAGGGCCCUUGGCAGAGAGCUCUGCCUCAGAGAAGGUGGCUGUGUCGGAGCCCUCCGGCCAGAGCAGGUCUGCUGCUUCCCACACAGACCCACUGUGUGAGGCUGGGGGUGCCUCCUUCUCCAGCACCCAGGGCUCCACACAGGCCCAGGCCACAGCACAAGCCUCCUCUGUGGGGGAUUGUGUGACUACCAUACCCCUGGAGAGGAACCAGGGUGUGGGUGCGGAGGACACCACUGGGGGGGUGCAGGAGAGAGGAGCCUGGGUUCCAACGGGACCGGGAGGACAGGGUCAACCCUCCCGUAGCCACCAGGACUCAGACGACAGUGAUGACGAUCCAAUUCUUAUCCCCUCUGCGAGGUACAGAGGAGGACAGGGACAGAGAUCUAAUUUCAGAGGAUCAGCGGUAGGAGAUAGGAUGAUCAGACGCUCAGCUGCGGCCCGUAUCCAGGAACUGUUUCGUCGGAGGAAGGAGAGGAGAGAGAUGGAGGAGAGUGAGACCCAAAAUAUCAGGAGACCCUCAGUCAAAAUGGUCUACAAGGGCCACCGCAACUCCAGGACUAUGAUCAAGGAGUCGUGUUUCUGGGGGAACAACUUUGUGAUGAGUGGUUCAGACUGUGGCCACAUCUUCAUCUGGGACAGACACACGGGUGAGCACCUGAUGCUGCUGGAGGCCGACAAUCACGUAGUCAACUGUCUCCAGCCGCACCCCUACGACCCCAUUCUUGCUUCGUCAGGGAUCGACUACGACAUUAAGAUCUGGUCACCUCUGGAGGCGUCUCCAUCCUUUAACAGAGUCCUAGCUGAUGAGGUGAUCACGCGUAAUGAGUUGAUGCUUGAGGAGACCAGGAACACCAUCACAGUCCCCGCCUCCUUCAUGCUGCGAAUGCUGGCCUCCCUUAAUCACAUAAGAACGGAUCGCUUGGAGGGUGACCGCUCAGAAGGUUCUGGACAGGAGAACGAGGAUGACCAGUAGCUGCCCGAACACCAUUUUAUUGGAAAAAGAAAACACCAUUUUUCUUUUGCUCUAAAAAGCACUUGAAGAUCUUGAGAUUUGUACAAGUAGAAUAUUUCUUUAUCUGAGCAUUAGUUACAUUUUUAGCUCUUCUUUUUUAAGAUGACUUUCUUACUGGUGUGUCUGUAUGAGAACUGCAUUUGAGGAAAAAAGUGUGUGAAUGCAAGCGCAAAGCCAGACGUGUGUGUGUGUGUGUGUGUGUGUGUGUGUGUGUGUGUGUGUGUGUGUGUGUGUGUGUGUGUGUGUGUGUGUGUGUGUGUGUGUGUGUGUG